AUGCUGAAAACUGCCUUUAAACUCUUGGUGCUCUCUGCUGCCUGCAGCCUGGCGGGGCUUACUGCCUUUUUAUUCUACAACAGAAACAGGAGCUUACCUUUCAUCACUGCAGCGCAAAACGCGCUAAAAUGGGAAAAUAAAGCUUCCUUCAGAACAGAGAAGACACCUGCAGCCCCGGAGGUCGGCCUGCAGACGUCAGCAGCGCCAGCAGGGCCCCUGCAGCCCUGCCCCGACGUGCCCCCCAACCUCCAGGGAGUUCUCCGUGUGGAGUUCAGCACCAACCGGAGCCUGGAGGACGUCCGGCAGCGGCUCGGUCCGGUCCUUCAGGACGGAGGACGGUACAAGCCCGCGACCUGUGUGGCCAAACAGAAGGUGGCCAUCAUCAUCCCAUUCAGAAAUCGGCAUGAACACCUGAAACACUGGCUGCAUUUCCUCCAUCCCAUCCUGAUACGGCAGCAGCUGGACUACGGCGUGUACAUAAUCAACCAGGAGGGAGACAGCGUGUUUAACCGGGCCAAACUGAUGAAUAUCGGACACGUUGAAGCCCUGAAGGAGUAUGAUUAUGACUGCUUUGUCUUUUCUGACGUAGACCUGGUACCUCUCGAUGACCGAAACCUCUACAGAUGUUCUGAUAACCCAAGACACCUUUCUGUUGCUGUAGACAAGUUUAACUUCAUAUUACCCUACGCCACCAUCUUUGGUGGCGUCUCAGCGAUCUCCAAGGAGCAGUUUUUGAAAGUCAACGGCUUUUCAAAUACGUUCUGGGGCUGGGGGGGUGAGGACGACGAUCUGUCCCAGCGGCUCUAUUUCAAGGGAAUGUCCAUAUCCAGACCAGAUUCUCUCAUAGGAAGGUACAAGAUGAUCAAGCAUGGAAGAGAUUUGCACAACAAUCCUAAUCCACAAAACGUUCAUAAACUGAAAGAAACGGCUUAUAAUAUGAACACAGAUGGCCUUAAUUCUCUAAGUUAUACAAUCAGGGAGAUCAAGAAGGAUUUAUUAUACACUUUUAUUACUGUAGAUGUUCAUGCUCCAGCAGGCUGAUUGCCUGUUAUGGAUCCUGCUCUUCAGUUCAGUUAAUAUUCAUUCAAGUUUAUUUCUCAUAAUUUAGAUUUUGAAUAUAAACAAAAGUCAACAUAAAAAAAAAAAAACUGUAGGAGCAAAACCAAAGAUAACUUUCUCAGGGUUGGUCAAUCCCACAAUCCCGCAGUGUAAGACGGGGGAUUGCUGGUGUGUGUGUGUGUGUGUGUGUGUGUGUGUGUGUUUAAUGAGACACUCAAAUGUUAUGAAAUUCAAUUAACUCCACACUGAAAACAGUUGCAUUAAGUUGUGUACUUUGCAGCAAGCAUAUGGUGACAGUGGACAGGAAGCCCCUGCUUUUAACAGGUAGAAGGAGCGAGCAGAACCAGUCACAAGACCGGACCAUCUGCAGUCACUAAGUGUGCAUCACAGGUGACACAUUUUGUUGAUGGAUCUUCCUCCUCAGUUCUUCAUAUUCAGACCCAACUCAUUCUGCUUUUUUCUAGAUUUGCCAACAUACAUCCAAGCUAAGAAACAGAGUUGAAACCUUUAUUUUAAGCAUUACUUUUCACGCAAUUAGACAAAGAAAUAAUAUAUUAAAUUGACAAUAACGUCAAAUCAGUAAGCGGAUUAAUAGCUCUAUAUUUAUAGAAAAGUGAAGGAAAACGAGAUUGCAAUAAGUCACAUUUUGCUCAUUAUCUUGGUUUCUAAAGUUUUUUUUUCUGUUUCAUUGUAUAAAUAACUCUAGGAAUGUAUUUACAUCUAUUCCCAAAACCUUGAUUUCUGUUUAUUCAAUAAUCUAUUCAACAACUACCAUGAGAGUUUUUCUCAGAAAAAACACAUUGUGAUGGAUUUAGAAUUAAGCUAAAUCUAAAGUGCACUUUAGCGAAUUAAACAAAUCACUGAGAUGAUAUAAUGUGAUUAAAAAACAAAGAGUCACAUCUUAGAUCAGUAUUUUUAUAUAAUUUCAAACCUUAACUAAAUGAGUGUCAAUGUGCUUUUAAUGGGAAAAUAAACAGGACUGUUAGGUAUUUUCUUCACAGUAUCGCCCCCUUGUGGACAUACAGCAACUGUGCACAUAAAAACUUCAAACUCAGCUUAAUGAGCUCCGUGCAGGUUUACAAUUCACUGAAGAAGGAAACUUUAUAUUUUUUAUUGCUCCCAGAAAGGUAAAAAUCUCGCGUACUGUAUAGAGAUUAUGGGUCAGCAGCUAUGGGAUCGCUUAUAAGCUAAAAAACUGUAGAUAUUUGUGAUGUUACUCUUUGAAGGAAGAUUUUUUUUGACAAGUAAACUGAUUGUUGGUUAUUAUACUGUGCUUUUUUCAAAACACUUGAUAUAUAAUUCAGCUGAAAUGGAUUCUGAUGUUAUAAG
Messenger RNA from Fundulus heteroclitus (mummichog), 2388 nucleotides. RefSeq names its product beta-1,4-galactosyltransferase 2. The transcript has 2 exons. Gene Ontology annotation, biological process: protein N-linked glycosylation; carbohydrate metabolic process. NCBI's taxonomy places the organism in Eukaryota, Metazoa, Chordata, Actinopteri, Cyprinodontiformes, Fundulidae. Gene Ontology annotation, molecular function: cytoskeletal protein binding; beta-N-acetylglucosaminylglycopeptide beta-1,4-galactosyltransferase activity. The record is from RefSeq and is a predicted model, not a curated record. The coding region runs from base 1 to 1041 and encodes 346 amino acids.